Molecule: messenger RNA, 2536 nt
Organism: Rhineura floridana
Lineage: Eukaryota; Metazoa; Chordata; Lepidosauria; Squamata; Rhineuridae
Exons: 2
Coding region: 118-759 (213 amino acids)
Source: RefSeq, a predicted model, not a curated record
UAAAGGACAGAAGUAUCUUCCAGAAGUACAGAGGUACCACUGCAGCCCUCAGAUGGCAUUGUAAAGGUAUUCGCAGCACUGCAGAUUCUGAAGCAGACCCAUGAUCCAAUCCAGGUCAUGAUUUGCACAGAUAAAAUCAGGAAUACUGACCAUUUAGAAAACUAUCAGACCUGGAGAGAACUUGAAUUGCGCUUAUCUAAAGGAAAAACAAUUGAUGAUAUUAUCCAGCAGAAAAUUAGGCAAGAAGAACAAUAUUGGCGACAAAUCUUGGAACGCUUGAUUGCUUUGGUCAGAGUUGUUGGCAUACAAAACUUGGCAUUCCGUGGUACAACUGAAAAGUUGUACAGUGCUAGCAAUGGAAUUUUUUUGAAGUUUGUAGUAUAUCUAGCCCUUUUUGAUCCUAUCAUGAAUGAACAUUUGUGCAGAGUUAAAGAUCAAGAAACAAUGAUUCACUGCCUAAGAAAAGAUAUCCAAAAUGAGCUUAUACAGCUUCUAGCAGGUGCUAUAAAGCAGAAAAUUUUAGCACAUGCAAACUCAGCCAAAUACUACUCAAUUAUUAUGGACUGCACACCUGAUGUUAGUCAUAUUGAACAAAUGACAAUGAUUGUAUGUUAUGUUGAUGUAAUCAAACCAUCAGUUAAUGAGAUGUCUGAGUCUGAGGUUAUCAUAAGAGAACAUUUCUUGGGAUUUGUUCCACUGAAGGAGACUACAGUAGGACCUCACUCAUACGGCAGGUUCCGUUCCAGACCUCCGCCGUAAAACGAAAUCCGCCGUAAAGCGGAACACAUUGACUAACAUUGUCUAAAAUGGCUCCCGACACCCAAAAAAUGCCGUAAAAAUGGAACAAGUGCCGUAGGAGCAGGGCUUUUCUGCAAUUGACAACCUCUGUAUUGGUGGAACGCUGCAAAGCGGAGUGCCGCAAAGUAGAGCCCUACUAUACAGGUGCCUUUAUGAUAAACUCUUCUUGGACAGUUUGAGCAAAUGGGAUUACCAAUUGAGAAUCUGCGUGGUCAAGGUUAUGAUAAUGGGAGUAACAUGAAUGGCAAAGAAAAUGGCGUACAAAAGAGAGUCCUGGACGUAAACCCACGUGCCUUUUUUGUGCCCUGCAAUGCACACUCUUUAAACUUGGUAGUCAGUGAUGCCUCCAAGUGUUGUCUGGAAGCAACUAGUUUCUUCAGUUUGGUUCAACAGAUCUAUGAUUAUUUCUCUGCAUCGACUCGGCGUUGGCAAAUUCUAGCUAGCCAUGUAUCAGACUUAGGCAUAGCUGUUAAGCCAUUGAGCGAAACAAGAUGGGAGAGUUGGAUCGAUGCUUUGACACCACUGAGAUAUCAUCUUGGUAGUAUAUAUGGUGCUUUAAUAGAGAUCUUUGAUGACACAAGCCUAAAAGGUUUAUCUGGAAAUACUUCCCGAAUUGAAGCUAAGGCCCUUGCUGAUGCAAUUUGUAAGUUCAAGUUUGUGGUAUCCCUUGUUACAUGGUACAACAUCCUUUUUGAAGUCAAUUUUACAAGCAAGCGACUACAAAAUAAGGAAGCUGAUUUAAUUCAGCUACAAGCCAAUUGCAAGUGACCAAGAAUUACCUUGUGGGCUGCAGGUGUGAUGAGGGUUUUCAACAUGUUUUGAUAGAUGCUACUGAGAUUGCAAAGGAGCUAGAAAUACCACUAAACUUUGAGACAGAACAGGUUAGAAAAAGGAGAAAAACUGCAGUUUGAGUAUGAGGCCGAAGAAGAGGCACCGCAAGAUCCAAAGCAAAAAUUUAAAGUAGGUUUCUACUAUGCUGUCUUAGACAUGGCCAUACAAUCUGUUGAAGAGAGAUUCCAACAGCUACAACAAUAUAAUUCCCUGUUUGGCUUCCUGUAUGAAUAUACGAGAGCCUGUGUGGUAUAGUGGUUAAGGUGUUAGGCUACGACCUGGGAGACCAGGGUUCAAAUCCCCACAUAGCCAUGAAGCUCACUGGGUGACCUUGGACCAGUCACUGCCUCUCAGCCGCAGAGGAAGGCAAUGGUAAACCCCCUCUGAAUACCACUUACCCUGAAAGUUGGAAUCGACUUGAAGGCAGUCCAUUUCCAUUUUUCAUGAUAUAUACAGUAUCAACAAAAAAUCUACUGAAGAUGUACUUAAGGCCUGCAAGAAUUUGGAAAAAUAAUUGAUGCACAAUGGAAACAAAGAUUUUGAUGCUGAAGAUCUGUGCUGUGAACUUAUAGCAAUAGUUCGAAGACUUCCAAAGUCUAUGCCACCAAAAGGAGUACUUCUCUUCAUACUACAACUAAAACUCCUGGAUAGUGUGCCUAAUGUUUCUGUUGCUCUAAGAAUCCUUCUCACACUUCCAGUGUCAGUGGUGAACGCAGUUUCUCAAAGCUCAAACUUACAAACUUACAUACACUCAACAAUGUUGCAAAAGAGACUAGUUGGCUUGGCUACUAUAUCAAUUGAACAUGCUCAAGCAUCAGCACUUGACCUGAAGGAAUUGGUGACAAAAUUUGCAAAGGAAAAGGCACGCAAAGUGAUAUUUUGAUGUGCCUGAAAUUGAAACUUUUAA